Messenger RNA from Anopheles darlingi, 648 nucleotides. RefSeq names its product RNA-binding protein 48. Lineage: Eukaryota; Metazoa; Arthropoda; Insecta; Diptera; Culicidae. The transcript has a single exon. The record is from RefSeq and is a predicted model, not a curated record. Gene Ontology annotation, cellular component: nucleoplasm. The coding region runs from base 1 to 648 and encodes 215 amino acids. Gene Ontology annotation, molecular function: nucleic acid binding.
AUGAGUAGUAACGGGAGACAUCCUGUUCCGAAUCCUGCCGAAAAUCAUCACGUACGCCGAAAGUAUUGCGAAAACCGGCCGCUGUACCGUCGUUCCCAUCAAUUGACCGCCGUACGCGCCUACUCGGUGGCCAACGAAUCGCGGCACCUACUUGUGUUCGGCGUUCCACAGAUUGAGCUCCAGCGCGAAGUGCGCCAAGUAUUUGGCCGAAUUGGACCGCUGGAAAAGGUCGAAAACGUUACCGCAGCUUGGCAGCAGCAGCACACUGGCCAAGAUCAGGAAGUGGACCCACUAGCGCUCGAACCGUUCACGGACGUUUUCCACGUGUGCUUCAAGAAACUCGAAAAGGCCCGGCGUGCGAAGAAGGUGCUGGAUGCGCACAACUUCUACGGUGGCCUUCUACACAUCUCGUACGCACCCGAGCGUGAAACGGUGGAGGAAGUGCGUGCUAAGCUGGCCCAGCGCCGAUCGGAGGUGCGCUACCGUACGAAGAUCGUUCGAUCGAAACCGAAACCAAAGGCAAAGCAAGAGUCCAAGCCAGAACCAAGGCCCGAAGCUCGUCCUGUGGUUACUAGUGUGGGUGUAAAGCAGCGACGACGAUCGGCCAUUAUUGCAGCGGCCAGCAGGAUGGCGGCGAAGCGAGUCUAG